CUGCGCCAUGGCCGGGGGCCGCGGGGCUCCGGGGCGCGGGCGAGACGAGCCGCCGGAGAGCUACCCGCAGCGCCAGGAGCACGAGCUGCAGGCCCUGGAGGCCAUCUACGGCGCCGACUUCCAGGACCUGCGGCCGGACGCGCGCCGCCCGGUGAAAGAGCCCCCUGAAAUCAAUAUAGUUCUGUACCCACAGGGUCUUACUGGUGAAGAAGUAUAUGUGAAAGUGGACCUGAGGGUAAAAUGCCCACCAACCUACCCAGAUGUAGUCCCUGAAAUAGAUUUAAAGAAUGCCAAAGGUCUGUCCAAUGAAAGUGUUAAUUCAUUAAAAUCCAGCCUGGAAGAAAUAGCCAAAAAACAUUGUGGAGAGGUGAUGAUAUUCGAACUGGCUUAUCAUGUGCAAUCAUUCCUCAGUGAACAUAAUAAGCCCCCUCCCAAGUCCUUUCAUGAGGAGAUGCUGGAACGGCAGGCUCAGGAAGAGCGACGGAGGCGACUGGAAGCCCAGAAGAAAGAAGAGCAGGAGCAACGUGAAAUCCUUCAUGAGAUUCAGAGAAGGAAAGAAGAGAUCAAAGAAGAGAAAAAAAGGAAAGAAAUGGCCAAGCAGGAACGUUUGGAAAUUGCUAAUUUGUCGAACCAAGAUCACACAUGUAGAAGAGAAACGGGGGCAUACAAGCUCACUGUCGGUCUGCGCGGGGGCUCCCCUGACUUGGCAGGAAAUGGUAAACCUCGGACCCACUCCUCAGGAAGGGCUCGGCGAGACCGUCUGUAUUCUAUAUGCAGUAGUGAAGAUUCUCCUGGCUCUUGUGAAAUCCUGUAUUUCUCCAUGGGUGGUCCGGAUCCACUCAUGGUACACAAAGGGAAGUGUAUUGAUAAUGAUGACCAACUUGGAAAAUUAGUUUACAAUGCUUUGGAGACAGCCACUGGAGGCUUUGUUUUAUUGUAUGAGUGGGUGCUUCAGUGGCAGAAGCAAAUGGGUCCUUUCUUAACGAGUCAAGAAAAAGAGAAAAUUGAUAAGUGCCGGAAGCAGAUCCAAGGGGCAGAAACAGAAUUCAACUCCCUGGUAAAACUGAGUCAUCCGAAUGUGGUGCGCUACUUGGCAAUGAAUCUCAAAGAGCAAGACAGCUCCAUUGUGGUGGACAUUCUAGUGGAGCACGUUAACGGAGUCUCUUUGGCUGCCCACCAGCAACACGCAGGCCCUACUCCCAUGCAUCAGCUCCGCAGAUAUGCAACUCAGCUCUUGUCCGGCUUGGAUUAUUUGCACAGCAAUUCCGUCGUGCACAAGGUUCUGAGCACGUCCAAUGUCUUGGUGGACGCAGAGGGCACCAUCAAGAUCACGGACUACAGCAUUUCUAAGCGCCUCGCGGACAUUUGCAAGGAGGACGUUUUCGAGCAAACCCGCGUUCGGUUUAGUGACAGUGCCCUGCCUUACAAAACGGGGAAGAAAGGGGACGUUUGGCGCCUGGGCCUCCUGCUGCUAUCCCUGAGCCAAGGCCAGGAAUGUGGAGAAUACCCCGUGGUCAUCCCGAAUGACUUACCGGCUGACUUUCAAGACUUUCUGAAGAAGUGUGUUUGCUUGGAUGACAAGGAAAGAUGGAGCCCUCAGCAGUUAUUGAAACACAGCUUUAUAAAUCCUCAGCCCAAAAUGCCUUUACUGGAACAAAGUCCUGAAGAUUCUGGAGGACAAGAUUAUGUGGAGACUGUUAUUCCCAGCAACCAGCUGCCCAGUGCUGCCUUCUUCAGUGAAACCCAGAGACAGUUCUCCCGAUAUUUCAAUGAGUUUGAAGAAUUACAGCUUCUCGGUAAAGGAGCUUUUGGAGCUGUCAUUAAGGUCCAGAACAAGCUGGAUGGCUGCUGCUACGCGGUCAAACGCAUCCCCAUCAACCCUGCCAGCCGGCACUUCCGCAGGAUCAAAGGCGAGGUGACUCUGCUGUCGCGUCUGCACCAUGAGAACAUCGUGCGCUACUACAAUGCCUGGAUCGAGAGGCACGAGCGACCGGCUGGCCCCCCGCAAUCCGGGCCUCCAGUCCCAGAAGAGCCAGCUCUGCCACGGCCCCCACUCGGUGACAACUUCACGGACAGUGUGGAGGCCACUGCGCCACCACCCAUCCUCAGCAGCUCGGUGGAGUGGAGCACCUCGGCCGAGCGUUCAGCCAGCACUCGCUUCCCCGGCCCAGGGUCCAGCAGUGAUGAAGAGGAAGAUGAUGACGAGCACAAUGGGGUCUUCUCACAGUCUUUCCUACCUGCUUCAGAUUCUGAAAGUGAUAUCGUCUUUGACAAUGAAGAUGAGAACAGCAAAAGUCUGAAUCAGGAUGAAAACUGCAAUGGAAAAAACAGUCACCGAGAAAGUGAGACUCCAGUGACCACGGGAGCUGUGCACUAUCUGUAUAUCCAGAUGGAGUAUUGUGAGAAGAGCACCCUACGUGACACCAUUGACCAGGGACUAUACCAAGACACUAUCAGACUCUGGAGGCUUUUUCGAGAGAUUCUGGAUGGAUUAGCCUACAUUCACGAGAAAGGAAUGAUUCACCGUGACUUAAAGCCUGUCAACAUAUUUUUGGAUUCUGAUGACCAUGUGAAAAUAGGUGAUUUUGGCUUGGCCACAGAUCAUCUAGCCUUUGCUGCUGAUGGCAAACAAGAUGACAGCACAGAGCACCUGGUUAAAUCUGACCCUUCAGGGCGUUUGACUGGCAUGGUUGGCACUGCUUUGUACGUGAGCCCAGAGGUCCAAGGAAGCACAAGAUCUGCAUAUAACCAGAAAGUGGAUCUCUUCAGCCUGGGAAUCAUCUUCUUUGAGAUGUCUUAUCACCCCAUGGUCACAGCCUCAGAAAGAAUCUUUGUUCUCAACCAACUCAGAGAUCCAACUUCACCCAAGUUUCCGGAAGACUUUGAUGAUGGAGAGCAUACCAAACAGAAAUCCGUCAUCUCCUGGCUGUUGAACCAUGACCCAGCCAAGCGGCCCACAGCCACAGAGCUGUUAAAGAGCGAGCUGCUGCCCCCGCCGCAGAUGGAGGAGUCAGAGCUGCAUGAGGUGCUGCACCAUACCCUGGCCAACGUGGAUGGCAAGGCCUAUCGCACCAUGAUGGGCCAAAUCUUCGCCCAGCGUGUAUCUCCUGCCAUUGACUACACCUAUGAUAGUGACAUACUGAAGGGCAGCUUCUCCAUUCGAAUGGCCAAGGUCCAGCACCAUGUGUGUGAAGCCAUCAUCCGUAUCUUUAAAAGACAUGGAGCUGUUCCGUUGUGCACCCCUCUACUGCUGCCCCGAAAUAAGCAGAUCUAUGAGCACAAUGAAGCCGCCUUGUUCAUGGACCACAGCGGGAUGCUGGUGAUGCUUCCUUUUGACCUGCGGGUUCCUUUUGCAAGAUAUGUGGCAAGAAAUAAUAUAAUGAAUUUAAAACGAUAUUGCAUAGAACGUGUGUUCAGACCUCGCAAGUUAGACCGAUUUCACCCCAAAGAGCUCCUGGAGUGUGCAUUUGAUAUCAUCACCUCUACCACCAACAAUGCUCUGCCCACAGCAGAGGUCAUCUACACCAUCUAUGAAAUCAUCCAGGAGUUUCCAGCACUGCAGGAAAGAAAUUACAGUAUUUAUUUGAAUCACACCAUGUUAUUGAAAGCAAUUCUCUUACAUUGUGGGAUCCCAGAAGAUAAGCUCAGUCAAGUCUAUGUUAUUUUAUAUGAUGCAGUGACAGAGAAGCUGACAAGGAGAGAAGUGGAAGCUAAAUUCUGCAAUCUGUCUUUGUCUUCUAAUAGUCUGUGUCGACUCUACAAAUUCAUUGAGCAGAAGGGAGAUUUGCAGGAUCUAAUGCCAACAAUAAAUUCAUUGAUAAAACAGAAAACCGGUGUUGCCCAGUUAGUAAAGUAUGGCUUGAAAGAUCUAGAAGAGGUCGUUGGACUGCUGAAGAAACUUGGCAUCAAAUUACAGGUCCUGGUCAACCUGGGCUUGGUGUACAAGGUGCAGCAACACAGUGGCCUCAUUUUCCAGUUCGUGGCCUUUAUCCGUCGGAGGCAGAGGGCUGUCUCAGAGAUCCUGGCAGCUGGUGGCAGAUAUGACCUGCUGAUACCCCAGUUUCGAGGACCCCAGGCUCUGGGGCCAGUUCCUAUUGCCAUUGGGGUCAGCAUCGCUAUUGAGAAGAUCUGUGCUGCUGUCCUCAACAUGGAGGAACCUGUUAUAAUAAGCUCUUGUGACCUUCUGGUUGUCAGUAUUGGUCAGAUGUCCAUGUCUAGGGCCAUCAACUUAACCCAGAAACUCUGGACAGCAGGAAUCACAGCGGAAAUCAUGUACGACUGGUCACAGUCCCAGGAGGAAUUGCAGGAGUACUGCCGACAUCAUGAAAUCACCUAUGUCGCCCUCGUCUCUGACAAAGAAGGAAACCAUGUCAAGGUGAAGUCUUUUGAAAAGGAAAGGCAAACUGAAAAACGUGUGCUGGAAUCUGAUCUUGUGGAGCACAUUCUGCAGAAACUGAGAACUAAAGUCAGUGAUGAAAGGAUUGGUGCCAGAGAUGCUUCCGAUAACCUUGCAGUACAAAAUUUGAAGGGGUCCUUUCCUAAUACUUCAGGCUUGUUUGAAGUCCACGGAGCAACAGUCAUUCCCAUUGUGAGUGUGAUAGCCCCAGAGAAGCUGUCAGCCAGCACUCGGAGGCGGUAUGAAAUGCAGGUACAAACCCGACUUCAGACCUCUCUUGCCAACUUACAUCAGAAAAGCAGUGAAAUAGAAAUUUUGGCUGUGGACCUACCCAAAGAAACAAUCUUAGAGUUUUUAUCCUUGGAGUGGGAUGCUGAUGAACAGGCAUUUAACACAACUGUGAAGCAGCUGCUGUCACGUCUGCCAAAGCAAAGAUACCUCAAACUAGUCUGUGAUGAAAUUUUUAACAUCAAAGUAGAAAAAAAAGUAUCGGUGCUAUUCCUUUACAGCUACAGAGACGACUACUACAGAAUCUUAUUUUAACCCUCUUCAGAUAGGAGCUCAUCCUAUGAAAUGUUGUACAGUC
Molecule: messenger RNA, 4982 nt
Organism: Suncus etruscus (white-toothed pygmy shrew)
Lineage: Eukaryota; Metazoa; Chordata; Mammalia; Eulipotyphla; Soricidae
Gene: EIF2AK4
Product: eukaryotic translation initiation factor 2 alpha kinase 4
Exons: 39
Coding region: 8-4939 (1643 amino acids)
Biological process (GO): DNA damage checkpoint signaling; regulation of translational initiation by eIF2 alpha phosphorylation
Molecular function (GO): eukaryotic translation initiation factor 2alpha kinase activity; protein binding; ATP binding
Source: RefSeq, a predicted model, not a curated record